Molecule: messenger RNA, 786 nt
Organism: Talaromyces stipitatus ATCC 10500
Lineage: Eukaryota; Fungi; Ascomycota; Eurotiomycetes; Eurotiales; Trichocomaceae
Exons: 5
Coding region: 1-786 (261 amino acids)
Biological process (GO): spliceosomal complex assembly; regulation of mRNA processing
Source: RefSeq, a predicted model, not a curated record
AUGCCCAACCGUGCCGGCAACGGCCAUUCAAAUACCCAAGAAUUAGUCCAUUUGUACCUAUGCUGUUCCAUGCACAAAGAUGGACAGCGCAGUUUCACCAAAGCGAAUUACAAGCUCACAGAAGAUGUCGAACGCUUAGACUAUUAUGUCCCAGAAGGUUAUCACCCAGUCAUGCUAGGUGAUGAAUUCUGCUCUGGCCGAUAUAUAAUUGCUCACGAACUUGGAUUCGCUCAAAGGCACCACCUAAUUGCCCUCAAAAUCUUACAGCUGAAUGAAGCAGAUCGAACUCAUGAAAUUGAAAUUCUCUCGCGACUGGCAAACGCUGAGUCCAGCCUGUCCGGAAAAGCUGUAAUCCAGAGAGUCCUCGAUUCGUUCACAAUAUCUAGACCAAAUGGCACUCAUCGCUGUUUAGUCACUGAUGCUGCAAGAGUCAACAUCAACGAGACGAGGUUACGAUACAGCAUGUUGAGAUGCUUAGAAAAUUUCCAGAUCGGUGGUGGUAUGAGUGAAAGGAAAGAAGCAAUUCGUUUGAAGAAGAUGGCCGCAAGAAUACACUGGAAUACGCGGUUUGACAAAUACGUACAGCAACCACGGGGGCGAAAUGGCCUUGACAUGCUUUCGGUGGAAGAGGAGGAGGUUUUCCAUGACAUGAUGGAGUUGAUGCUAGUCCUUGAGCCGAAGAAAAGAGCUACUAUCGAUGAAGCUGUCGCAAGCAAAUGGAUGCAACAAUGGGGAUCGCCAGAGUGGCGGAGGAUGCAGGAUCUCAUUGGCAUUAAUCUGGGGUAA